Rubroshorea leprosula is the source of this 833-nucleotide messenger RNA. The record is from the annotation of a GenBank genome assembly. NCBI's taxonomy places the organism in Eukaryota, Viridiplantae, Streptophyta, Magnoliopsida, Malvales, Dipterocarpaceae.
CCUUUUGCAUAAUCUAGUCUUCACCCUGUCCGUACGAUCGGAGAAAAUGGCCUUCAUUUCGUUCGUCGGAAGAGUUCUCUUCGUUUCGGUGUUCAUCCUCUCUGCUUGGCAAGAGUUCAAUGAAUUCGGUAUUGAUGGUGGGCCAGCGGCAAAGGCUUUGAGGCCAAAAUUUGUUGUAUUCUCAAAGCAUGUUUCAUCUCAUACGGGGUUGCAAGUUCCAGAACUUGAAAUGAAGCAUUUAGUUGCUGCUGCCAUUGCUUUGAAGGGUAUCGGAGGUCUUCUUUUCAUCUUUGGCAGCUCUAUUGGAGCUUAUCUUCUGCUUUUGCAUCAGUUAAUAGCGACUCCUAUAUUGUAUGACUUCUAUAACUAUGAUCCUGAGAGGAAGGAAUUCAUCCAGCUUUUUACAAAAUUCACACAGAGCUUGGCAUUGUUGGGGGCACUGCUUUUCUUCAUCGGAAUGAAAAACUCAAUGCCAAGGAGACAAUUCAAGAAAAAGGCUCCAAAGACAAAAAUACUGUGAAGAGGGACAGUUGGUAAUCUGAGGAUAUAGUUUCUUGGUUACUGGCAGUCUUGCAGCUGUCCAUGAUCUAUUUCUGUAUGAUGCUUGUAUCAGGGGCUUUUCUUUCUUAGAUUAGGAUUAAAAGAAAGGAAGUUUGCUUACUUGAAAGAGUACCAUACUAUUAACUACUGAGUCAAUUUAAGGUUAUUGAAUUGAAUCUCAAGGAUCUUCAUUUGCAUAGCAUUUUGCCCUUUGCUGUUGAAUCCAGUUAUCCAGAGACUUGCUUUACGCAAAAUUGUUGUAAUUUGCUGUUGAAUCAAGAGACUUCAAGCAU